AUGGAUACGUGUCACCCAGUCCUCGACGGCAAGGUUGAACAUGUAACCAUCGCUACUCCGCCCUUUCAUGAAAGCAAUCUAAAACAUUGGUUUGUUCAGUUAGAGGCACUUUUCGAACUUCGUGGCAUUAGAUCUGAAAUACUCAAAUAUCUCCACGUCGUCUCCGCGCUUUCUCCGCACGUCACUGAUGAUAUCGACGAUAUCCUCGAAUUGCCAGCAGAGAGGAAAACUUACGAGGAAAUCAAAGCCGCGAUUCUCAAAAGAACAGGUCUUUCAGAUCGUCAACGUAUCACGAAGCUUCUGAGCGAAACGGAGUUGGGUGAUCUCAAGCCAUCGCAGCUAUUGCGCAAGAUGCAAAGUUUAGUCAAACCCGACAUGGUGGACGACACAUUUCUCAAGGAAAUGCGGCUGCGUAGAUUGCCAUGUGAAAUGUGCAAUAUCCUUUACGCAAAUGCUGGCGCAUCCCUAACGCUGAUGGCCGAUAUCGCAGACCAAAUUUGGGAAUCUUACGGCCAGAUUUCGCAAGUUCGAUCUAUGCCGAAAGACGAUAUUGCCGCACUCACCAAAAAGUUUGCCGAUUUCACAAUUUCUGGGAAUAGCUGCCGAUGUCGUUCUUCAAAUCGUCAACGCCCAUCUCGAUCAAAAUCACCGCCGAAAUCACCAUGCCGAAUGCUGGUACCAUCGUCGAUUUGGCCAGCCGGCCAAGUCGGGCCGCUUACCGCGUUCGUUUAA
Messenger RNA from Dicrocoelium dendriticum, 732 nucleotides. The record is from the annotation of a GenBank genome assembly. NCBI's taxonomy places the organism in Eukaryota, Metazoa, Platyhelminthes, Trematoda, Plagiorchiida, Dicrocoeliidae.